Molecule: messenger RNA, 1635 nt
Organism: Selaginella moellendorffii
Lineage: Eukaryota; Viridiplantae; Streptophyta; Lycopodiopsida; Selaginellales; Selaginellaceae
Product: L-2-hydroxyglutarate dehydrogenase, mitochondrial
Exons: 5
Coding region: 50-1408 (452 amino acids)
Molecular function (GO): (S)-2-hydroxy-acid oxidase activity; (S)-2-hydroxyglutarate dehydrogenase activity
Source: RefSeq, a predicted model, not a curated record
UGUUUCUUGGUGUUUUCUCGUGGGUCUUCGUGGGAGUGGCGAGGGAUCGAUGGCGGCAGCUCGGAUCUUGCCCAGAUCGGCUAGGAAUCGCUUCAAUCCACGCCAGCCGCGAUGGAUGAGCGCUCUCUCCGGCAAGGAAUCCGAUGUCGCGAUCGUUGGCGGGGGGAUUGUAGGGCUAGCUACAGCGCGAGAGAUCGUCUCGCGAUUUCCCUGGGCGAGCGUCACAGUGGUGGAGAAGGAGAAGGAUCUGGUCCCUCACCAGACGUCGCACAACAGUGGAGUGAUUCAUGCCGGGAUUUACUACGAGCCCGGCAGCGCGAUGGCGAAGCUGUGCGUGGAUGGAGCUCGCCGUAUGUACGAGUACUGCGAAUCGAACAAGCUGCCGUAUGAGAGGGUGGGCAAGCUGAUCGUUGCCACUGCCGAGGAGGAGCUCCCCAUUCUAAAGAAUUUGUACGAGCGAGCUACUGCCAAUAAGGUACAAGGCAUAGAGUUGCUUGAUGGACACCAGGUACAAGAGCUGGAACCCAACGUUCGCUGCCUCCAAGCUCUUCAUUCGCCCAACACUGGCAUUGUGGACUAUGCUGCUGUAGGACGAUCGUAUGCUCGAGACUUUCUUCACAGUGGGAGGGGUGAAAUUCACACCAAUUUUGAAGUGAAGAAGAUCGAUGCCGAUGAGAACCGAGGUGUGGAACUUACAAGUCAGAGGAAUGAGACUGUGAAGGCAAAGUGGCUCAUCACUUGUGCCGGGCUCCAUUCUGACUACGUAGCACGCUUGGCCGGUGGUGCGAAGGGACCGACUGUUCUUCCAUUUCGUGGGAAUUAUCAUGAGCUAAAGCCCGAGUACCGGAAGCUCGUCAAGCGCAAUAUCUAUCCGGUACCCGAUCCAAAGUUCCCCAUGGUUGGCGUGCAUUUGACACCUCGUGUUGAUGGACGGGUGCUCAUAGGCCCAAACUCGGCUCUAGCACUUUCGAAAGAAGGCUAUGCAUUUUGGAACUUGAACAUCAAGGACGCGCUCACGUUUGCUGCUACCAAGGGCCUGUGGAAGCUUGUUCUUGGCAAUCCCAAGAUCGUUUUCCAAGAGAUCUGGCGAGACAUCAACAUUAAAGCAUUCGUCGGGGAGGCACAGAGAUACUGCCCGAGUCUGAAAGUAGAACACACGACCAAAGGCUGGGCAGGAGUCCACGCCGUCGCCAUCGACGACACAGGGAAAAUCAUCGGCGACUUUCUGUUCGAGAGCGGCAAAGCUGGUCGAGUUCUCAACGUAAGGAACGCUCCAUCGCCGGCUUGCACCUCAUCACUGGCAAUCGCGACGACCGUCGUGGAUCGGGCUGCUAGAGAAUUCGACUGGAAGAACGAGGCGGACAUUCUGGAACGAGAGCCACGAUCCGCGAGCUCGGCUGGAGGAUAGUAACUCCCUCGGCGCUUUGUGCAAUAAGAACCAGCCAGCCGCGUUUCACGACAAAAGCCUAGAGACAAAUCGACCGAGAGGGAAGAACAUGGAAGAAACGGAAAACACCACCGCGCAACAUGAAGUAGAAAGCUCCUCCAGCUGAAAGCGAGAGUGGACCCGCGAGAAGGACGUGGCCUGUCAUACGUGACGUCGGAGCCAAUUUAAAAGCGACACUUUCACAACUA